Messenger RNA from Candida tropicalis MYA-3404, 804 nucleotides. RefSeq lists its product as uncharacterized. NCBI's taxonomy places the organism in Eukaryota, Fungi, Ascomycota, Pichiomycetes, Serinales, Debaryomycetaceae. The coding region runs from base 1 to 804 and encodes 267 amino acids. The transcript has a single exon. The record is from RefSeq and is a predicted model, not a curated record.
AUGAGUCAAACUGUGAGACUAAUACGGGAAUGUCCUAGCAUAGAGAAUACCAUCCCUUAUGCCGUUUAUCAAUCGUCAUCUCCCAAACUAAAUUUCCUUGAAGAAGAUAAGUUAGUGAUCUAUAGUGGUGGAAGCAACUAUAUGUUAUCAGCAGAAACAAAUAUUCCUGAUUUAGAUGCUUCAUCAGUGUCGCUAUUCAUAUUGAAUAGUAGUGUGGUGAUUUGGUUUAAUAAUAAUAAUAUUGGUCUCGAUAUAACAUAUCCAAGUAUAAUAUUCCAUGGGCUCAACAAUGGUUCAAUAUAUAUCAACAUUGAAGAUAAUAAUCUUAUAGGAAAUUAUAUCACCAUCACGUCGAACACAGCUUCCAACAAUUGGUCCAAUCCCUUGUUUAAUAAUCUAAGUGGCAGUUUGAAAGAUGUCUACAAUGCAAUUUCAUACGUGGCUGAUAUGUAUGUCAAUGACGAUGAUGACGACGAAGAGGGUGAUAAUUAUAUGGGACAAAAUUACACAGAUCUUCCGAGAUUGGAUGUAUCUCAAGCACUUCCUUAUAAUCCAGAUGAAUUGACACCAAAAGUCAUAAAUAACACCGGUCAGGCAGAUGAUUUAGAUGAUGAUAAUAUGGAUGAUCUUGGAGAUGACAGAAGCAGUGAUGCAAAUACAGGAGACAAUAAAUAUGGUGCUGGAAUGCAUGUGGAUGUUGGAUAUGCGUCUAUAGCUGGAACCAAAACUCGACGUGAAUCAGAUACUAAUCUUGAUGACCAAGAAACUUCAAUCCACCAAGUCAAGAGAAACAAACUUGGAUGA